UUGUUUACGUAGCAACAGGCAGUGCAUAGCAACAGUGCUGGGCGAAGUGGCUCUGCUGGUUUUAUCCAGUUCAAUGGAUCCUGCGUGUUACUGGUUCCCAGUUAGCUUCAAUAGCAUCGUUUGAUAUCCAGUGAGCCAGGGAGUUAGGGAGCUAAGGAGCCAGGGAGCCAGGGAGCUAGGAAGCUAGCUACCGGAGCUACAUCCCUGUUCUCCCAGUGAUGUCUGUCCCGGAGUUCCACCGUGACGAGGAGGAGGAUUUCUACACGCAGUGCAGGGCCUCGUACCUCGCUGUGUUCAAGUCCAGUCUGUCGAACAUCACGUCGAAGCAGCAGCUGUGUCGCGUUCUCCAGCAAGCAGGAAGAAAUCCAUCCCUUGCCACUCUCAGUAAAUACUGGACCCCAAGAACGUCCAAUCUGAACUUUGAUGACUUCUGUGAGAUUCUCAAGUGUGAGAAGAAGACGGAGGAAACGGAGCUGAUGACAGCGUUCCAAAAGAUGGAUGUUAACUGCGACGGCUUCAUCUCACACAGCGAACUGGAAACGGCCCUGACCACUAGUGGAGAAAAGAUGACGCCUGAGGAGGUGAAUUCCAUUUUCACAUUAGCUGACAUCAACAAGGACGGCAAACUAAACUAUGCGGAAUUCUGCAGAUUGCUGGUGUCGACAGUAGAACAGUGUCAGGUGGCAGCUAUCGAGAGGCUGGAGGCUGAUGCUAAGCUGAAGAUACAGAACUUUGGCAGUCAGUCAUACAGCCCUGCAAAGAGCGCCGUGUCAUCAGCCUCCUCAGCAGCAGCAGCUCAGCCUCAACCUCCAGAAACACCAGACUCGACAAUCAGGAAAGACAGCCGAUCUUCCUCUCGUCCGUCCUCGGCUCGCAGCCGACGGUCGUCUCUGGCGAACUCCAUCAAUAUGACCUCCAGCAGCUCCAGGUCCAGCAAAGUGCCAGAGCCUGCAGGCUUACAGGAGUGGCACCACAGCCACAUGAAAGGAUGUUUCUUCUUGGAGGAUGAUGGGAGUGUCGGCUCUCUGCAGUACCAGCUCCACAUCCCGCAGACAGCCAACGUCUACCUGACCAUCCAACCUCAAAGCCUCAGCCACAGACCUGACAAGUCUCCUCCCUGGAUGACGGUGGAUACGGCUCUUUUCAUUAUGUCGGCUGGUGAAGCCAAAGAAGACUCUGUAGUGCAUUUCACUGAGUCGAGAGACAAAGAGAAGUACAUUUGGAAAGGAGAGCUGAACUCUGGGACGUACUUCCUGCUUCCCUUCACCAGCGGCUGCAGACUUAAGAAAAGGAGCAAAAAUGAUCUUCCUGACAAACCUGUGGAGCUCGUCUACAGGACCGACUCUGGAGAGCUAGACCUCACCAGGGAGCUCAGGGAGGCGCUGUCUGAAAUCUUUGAGGUCAUAGACCUGGAUGGAAACGGACUCCUCAGUCUGGAGGAGUACAAUUUCUUUGAGCUCAGGACCAGUGGAGAGAAGUGUGACAAGGAGGCCUGGGCUGUCUGCAAAGAAAACUUUGAUAUGAGAAGUAAUCAACUGACCAAGCAGGGCUUCAUGGAGCUGAACCUGAUGGAGGCCACAGAGAAGGAUGGAGACCCUGCAGACCUGUGGGUCAUCCUGGAAGCCAUGGGCUACAACCGCAUGCUGGAGCUCGUAGAGGCUUGUCCAUUCCAGAUAGAUGUACACUGUGAAGACACGCCGCUGUCUCUCCAGCCCCUCAGUAUGGACACAGGACCCAAGCUCCUGAACCAGGCCCUCCAGAAGUCCAUCAUAGCCCGGACGGGGGCCAAAGCACUGAGGGGACUAGAUAAUGUUUUCAUCUACACCUACCGAGGAGAGCACAGGAUCUCCUCACUCAUAGCUAACAAGACUAAUCAGAAAGUGACGGUGCACAUAAACAACGAGCAGAACAGGAACUGCAGCAGCAGCAGAGGCAUGAGUGUGUUCGCUGUGGAGGUGCCGGCCCGGACCAAGAUGGUUUGCCAACACAUUCUACCCAUCAGUGACAAACAGGAUUGGACCUAUAAUUGUGUGGAGACGAUACUAACCUGCACAUGAAGAUGUGCUGCCAUGAAAGAUUUAAUGCUCAACUGUGCCACUGCUACAGAAAAGGGAUGGACCAAAAAUCUAAAAUUGAACCAGUGCUUUUAAAUAUAGGAUUCAUAGAUUGUUCUAUAUCCACAUCAAUGAAAAACAUCGUUAAUUGUUGGACCAAAUGAUUGUGAUAUGUCAUUUUACAAAAGAAACACUGCUUAUGAUUUAUUUUACAACAGCUUAGCGAUGUGUUUUCAGAUCCCAGCACCAGGAGCGGAGACAUUUGAUCAGACCCACCUGCAGCUCAGUGCAUCAGUUGUUAAACACUGAUGGUCACAGUUUAAAUAAGACUGAUAGUGGUGACCUCUGCUUUUGUGCCUUUGUUAUGUUUGACAUAUUGUGUUAAUGUGGAGAAUUUCAAAAUUCCCUUAAAAUUGAUCAACAUUAAAGACCAAAGGUUAAAAUGUC
This is a messenger RNA of Pleuronectes platessa (European plaice), 2501 nucleotides long. It is a transcript of the gene efcab7, whose product is annotated as EF-hand calcium binding domain 7. The record is from RefSeq and is a predicted model, not a curated record. Gene Ontology annotation, molecular function: calcium ion binding. The transcript is spliced from 13 exons. NCBI's taxonomy places the organism in Eukaryota, Metazoa, Chordata, Actinopteri, Pleuronectiformes, Pleuronectidae. The coding region runs from base 219 to 2057 and encodes 612 amino acids.